AUUCUGAAAAAGUCUUCUUUUCAAAAUUGUAAUCUUCAAUCUCCAUAUUUCCAAAUGUAGAAUUCCAAAAAUAUUUUCAAAAAUGGUGCAGCUAAAAAUUUGGGCGGGUGAAGAACAAAUCAAAAAUUUGAAAAAUUAUUUUUUUUGCAGAACUUUGUUGUUGAAAAUAGGAAUCAUAAAACAUUUGAAAAAAAAAAAAAUGUUGUAAAUGUGGUGCUGUAUUCGAUAUGGCUGGCUAGAUAUUGUCAAAUAAUAUCAAUAAUUCUCUUUUUUUGGCAUAUCUGCACAAGUGUACCACUAUGAAUUUGUUUCCUUGUAACUGUAAGAAAAUUAGAUAUUUUUAAAUGGAAUUUUCUGCAAAUAUCCUUCAGAUUGUGUCUAUUCUGAUUGUACAGGAAUUUGCAGGAGAAGUAGAAUUUUUUGGAGGUGGGAGGAGUUUGAUAAUUGACACGAGUUUAAUUUGUUUCUUCAUAGCUUUUAGAAACGUGUAAUUUUUGAUGAAAUUUUCUACAAAAACUUUUCAGGUGGUGUAGAGUAUGAUUGUAUUGGAAAAUACAGAUGGAAUUUCACUACAUAUGCUAAGAACACAGCAACUGAAAGAAUGAAAAUGAAGUUUAAAACUGUUGUGAGGGUUAAGUUGCCUGCAGAUACAUAUGGGGAAAAUGUGAAAGCCAUUGUAAUUGAUAAAGACAGAUACUAUAGGUUGAAGGAAAUGUGUAACAUUGAUCCGCUGGGAUUUGCGGUGGAGUUUGAUGAACUGCCGUUAUUUUUGUGAUGUGCUUCAAUAUGGGUGAUUUCUUUUUUUCUUUUUUAUUACAUUAAAUUCCUAUUUAAUCGUAAUCUACAGCAUCUGAAAGGUAUAUGCAGAAAAUUUCAAUAAAAAAUACCCAUUUUUCUGAAAGUUAUGAGGAAACAAAAUUAACUCAGGUGAAUUAUCCGAAACGCCUUUCCUGCACCCCGAAAACAUUUUAAACCACAAAUUGCAAUACAAAUGAACUCUACACCAUCUGAAAGAUAUUACCAGAAAAUUUCAAUAAGAAAUAUAAAUUUUCCUGGGAGUUAUCAGGAAGUAAAGUCGUGAUGAGGCACAUACGCGUAGGUAUGACAUUUUUUUUUACGCAAGCUAAUAUCGAACCUGUUACCCAUACUUUUAAAUAUCUUCCUGCUAAUUAAUUAUUCUGUUAAAAUUCAAACCGGCAACCCCUCUUUUAUAAUGUUCUAUUUCUAAUUAGAUGCUUGGGACAUAAAUAAGAAGAAAACAUUCGUUUCACUUUUUUGAAGUUUCAAUUUUUAAAAGCGAAAAUGUUUUAAUGUAUUUCUGGAAAUUGGGAGUCGUAAAACAGAUAUAAAAAGUUUCUGUAAAAUCCUGCUGAAAAUGUCCAAGCAUCUUGGCGUUAGUUCUUUCCCUUUACCUCCCAUGCAAUAUGUCAGGUACUGUACUGAUGAAAAUAUGGCAAAAGGAAUACCGGCACCACCACCAACUCAGGAGGACUACACAGUAUUUGGUGUACCUUCCAACAUUAAUGAUCCCAUCCAGACAUUAGAAUCCCAAGGACUUACGCAGUUAUAUCCUGAAAACUGUAAUCGAAAAAAGGAAAUGAAGAAACUGAACCAUUCCAUUCUUGUGUGCUUUCUAGAUUUGAUAGACAUACUUAUUCAAAAUCCCAGCUCUUCAGACAGGAACGAAAAGCUGAAUGACCUGCGUUUACUAUUCAUAAACCUCAAUCACCUAAUCAAUGAAAUCCGACCAAAUCAAGCCCGGGAAGCAUUACGAAUGAUGAUGAUGAAGCAAAAGUGUCAAACAGUUGAACUAUUGAAUGAUCUUGAAAAAAAACUUGCUGAGGCCAAAGAAUUGAUAGCAAAAAGUAUACAAAAUCUGCAAGUUUCCAAUCCAGAUGAUUGUGAAGCUUUUAAAUUAUCUGGUUUGUUAGAAUCCGGGUCAUGUAGAUUGAAUGAAAACAUAGAAAUGACUUCUGAGUGUUCUGUACAAGAUUAUACCAUCAAUACAAUAGAAUACUUAAAUGAAGUUUGUAAUUUUGGAAGAGAAGAUUCUGUAAUACAAUCUGAAGUGAAAAUGGAAAACAUUGACUGUAAAAGUAAAGUUUUAGCUGCCCAGGAAAGUAAUAGGGACUUGGGUGCAACUGGAGGAAAGGCAUGUUUUGAUUCUAAACUUUCAGUUAGAAAUACUGCUGAUGUGAAAAUAGAGAAUGAAGAUAUUUUAACCAAUACUUGUGCUAACAAGAAUCAGAAAGAUAUGGAAUUCACGGAUAGUAUGAAGGUUACAGCAGACUACAUUGGACUUUCAAACAGCUUGCUUGCUGCUAAGAAUGGUGUGCAGCUGGCUUUGUGUGAAGUCAAAGCCAUGUCAGAAGAUCUAGACCUUUCAGAGUGUAAGCAAGGUGUUAUAAAUAAUACUAAUAAGACAUGUAUAGAUGUGAUAGAAAAUGAAGAGUGCAAUGUAAAACUGGAGAGAAAAAGUAAAGAUAGCUGUUCUGAAGAUAUUGGUUCUUCCCAAAGUGAAUCUGUGGAUGUGUGUUUCUCACAGAGUAAACAAGAUGAAGAUGCACAAUCUAAACAGGAAGCUGAAAGGGACAGUACACAUGAGACUGGAGAUGAUUUACCACUCUUGCAGGGAGCUGAAAAUGAAGUGUCACUCAUUCAUGUUAAGCAAGGGUGGGAAAGAGAUGCGUCACUUGAGAGACAGGCUAAAGAUGAUGCGUCUCUUGUGCAAAGUGUUGGGGGUGAUGUGUCACUUAUGAAAAGUGAGCAAGGUGGUGAGAGCAAUUUGCAAAGUAAACAAGGUGAUGUGCUCUUCAGGCAAAAUAAAAAAGAAGCUGAGGGUGACUCAAGACUUGUGUCACCAAACCGGAACUUGGAAGAUGAUACUCAAUUUCUGCUGUAUAAACAGGGAAGUGAAAGAGAGAUGUUGCUUCAAGAGACAUCAGAUAACUUGGUUGCAAUGGAGAGCAGAAAGCUGUUGGCCAGAGACACAAAUAUAGAGGAGAGCAAAGAGGAGAUUUAUGACAAAAAUAUUGGGGAAAACAAAGAGAUUUAUGAUGACAAAAAUAUUGGGGAAAACAAAGAGAUUUAUGACAAAAAUAUUGGGGAAAACAAAGAGAUUUAUGAUGACAAGAAUAUUGGGGAAAACAAAGAGACAUAUGACAAGAAUAUUGGGGAAAACAAAGAGAUUUAUGAUGACAAGAAUAUUGGGGAAAAUAAGGAGGAAAUUUAUGACAUAAAUAUUAGGGAAAGCAAAGAGGAAAUUUAUGAAGAUACAAAUGUAAGGAAGAGCAAAGGAGAAAUAACUGAUGACACAAAUAUGGGAGAGAGCAAAGGGAGGGAUUUUGGAACAAAUGCUAAAGAGAGCAAAGAGGACAUCCAUGAUGAUACAAAUAUAUGGGAGACCAAAGAGGUAACAAAUAUUGAUGAAGGAGUAGUGGAGAGCAAGGAAGAGAUGCCAUGUGGCAAAAUAUUAAUGACAAAUCAAGAAGAGACGACAGGUGAUAUGAGUGCUACGAAGAAUCAAGAAGAGACGGCUAAUGACAGUAAUGUAGUGGAAAGUCAAGAAGAGACUGCUUGUGUCACGAAUGAAGUAGAGAGUCAGGAAGAGGCUGAUUGUGAUGCAAAUGAGGUGGAAAACCAAGAAACAGCUUACAACAUAAAUGCAGAGAGUCAAAAAGAGAUGGAUAGUAGUGUGAGAGGAUUGGAGAGCCAAGAUGAGAGGGGUGAUGGCAGAGGCAUAACGGAGAGCAAGAAAGAGUGGGAGGGUAAUAUAAAUGUGGCAGGGAGCCAAGAGGAAAUGGCCGGCAAUGCCAGAAUAAUGGAAAGCCAAGUGCCAUCGAAAAGUAACAAAACUACUGAUGAUGAUCCUGACAAUGUAAGUACCUUGCAGGGUAAACGGAAACAUGAUGAUGAUGUGGGUCAUGAAGAAAUGAAGAAAAAAUUGGAAGAUAACUUUUCAAAUUAAGUAAAAGACUAAAGAACUUGAAACUUGGGUAUUAAUAUGCACAAUUCUGAGAAAGACUUGGUGCAGGUUAUGCACAAUUCAGAAAAAUUGAUACUAGUAUAAAAAAUUUUAAAGUGACAUAAUGAGGGUUUUGCAUGUACAAAUCCAAAAAUUUUGAUGAUGUAUGCACAAUUCUAAAAUGGACUCAAUGCAAGUUACUGACAAUAUCAAAGAAAGAAAAGGACUUGAUGUGCAAAAUUCUGAAACAGUUGAUGCAGUUUAUGUCCAGUUCUGUGAGACUUGCACAGUAAUUCCAAAAUGAUCUUGAUGCUCAUGCAAGUUAUGCACAAAUAAAAGAAAUUCUUGAUGCAAGUUAUUUACAAUUCUGAAGAUGAAUUGCAGUUCAUGCAUACUAUGCACAAUUCCAGAAAGGAUUUAAGUGUCUGUAAAGUUUAUACAUAAUUCUGAAAAGGACUAGGUAGUAGUAGUACUAGUAUAGAUUUCAUGCACGAGGCUGAAUAUAAUUUUAAUUAACAAAACUACAGGAACAUGCAAUAGACCAAAAGUGACAGAUAAAAGUGUAAUUGUGUGAAAAUUGGUAAAUUACUAAGAAUGUUGCAUUUAACUGGCUGCAAGAAAUGUAUAAGUUGUGGCAAAGUAUGAAGAAUUAUUUUUUUUGAUAUGGAAAAGGAAUUCCAUAUCAUAUAUUUCCCAGGCUCUUCUUUAUCAACUGAGACCAUUCCAACUGAAACUCAAACUCUAUUUUAUAUUUAUCAACACUGCUGCACUGCCAAAGAUAAUGUUUUUGGUUUUGCUUGUGCUUUUGUUUCUGACAGUACUAUCUGUUCAUUACAACUGUAAAAUGACCACCUCAACUAAACACCCUCCCCCACACCACAUCUCUGUUGAUUCACCAAGAAGUGAUAAAUUACAGAACUCUACAUAAUUGUAGAUUGUUCUUAAAUACAUUAUAACUGAAAGGUUCAUAAUUCCAAAACUCCUAGUUACAUAUUUCUGAUCAUCCAGCUGGCAAUCUGAUCCCCUUUUACUUUGAAUAUAUUUUGAAAUCUAUGAAGGAUUUGCCUGUCUUUGUUCUUUAAAAAACAGAAAACAAAACAAACUUUGUGAGUGACAUGCUAAGACAGCUGUUGUGAGAAUAUUCCAAACAUCUUCAAUUUCAUACAGGCAAUGUCACUAACUUUUCUCAUCAAACAGUAGUUUAAUAUUUUGAAGUAAUAUUUUAAAAAUCAAUGUAUGCAUGCUUACAUGUAUGUGUGGUUUGCAUAUGCCUAAUAUACAAAUCUCUUUUGUUCAAACCAUGACUGCUUGGAACCAAAAUUCUUAAUUUUUUUACUCAAAGGUCACACUGCAUUUUUGAUUUGAAGUUACCAUUCCCAUAUGGUUGUGCCUUAUCUACUAUCAACCUCGUAGUUUUGAAUUUGUGAAAGUUUGUCUCCUGCAAGAAUUAUAUAAAUUUUGACAAAGCUGUAGUGCAUUUUAUUACUUUUUUUUAAAAUUUUAGCUAAGAAUGACAAAUGUUUAUGUUUAUAAAUUCAAUUUUUAAAUGUUAAUUCAGUUUUUGUUUCUUCUUUAACACUACAUCAUUAACUUUGCCCAAGUUACCAUCUAGUGGAUAGUUCUCAUAAAUUCUAUAAUAGCCAGCUGUUUUAUUCUCUUUUUCAUUCAGCUUUGCAGCAUUACAAACUCUGAUAUAACAGUCAACAUUCUUACAAGCUGAAUAACUGAACUUAACAGUUCCUAUUUGAUAACUUGCUAUAUUUAUGCUCUGGUGGGAAAUGUCAAUUUUGAGUUCAUAAUCACAUUAAUAUCUGACUCACUGUUAUCAGUGUUUGCUUUCAUAAAAUCUAAAGCCUACAUCACUGAAGUUUUGGUUAUUGAGGGAUAAAAGUCAGCUAUAUUGAAAUGUGUGUAUUUACAGAUUUUGUUCUCAUUUAUCUAGCAAUGUUAUCCCAGUUCUUAAAUGUUACCCCAUAACCUUAAUGAGGAAGCUUCUUUUACUUUGAAAAUGAUUUUUUUCUUUUUUUUUUUUGCUAUCUACACCUAACUCUGGCUUUGCUGGAUAAAUUAAUUUACACCUAGAGUUACUUUCGAAGUUUACUUUAUGGUUCUAAAGUAUUAUAAAAGGGGAUUAGGGUGCCAAGCAUUCUACCCUAUUAUCCCUCUUUAGCUUUGCUGAUAACUCUUUGAGUUCUAGUUUUGUAAACUUCCUCUCUAGAUAUUUUUAAUUCUAUUGUAUCAUUUGAUGAAAGCAUUUUAUAUGUCUCUUUUUGUUGUACCUUGUACCAGAAGAAACAUGCAACUUAUCUGAUUUGUGUAGAUAUUUUUAUCUAGUUUCAGUCAUUAGACUGGC
Octopus bimaculoides (California two-spot octopus) is the source of this 6317-nucleotide messenger RNA. RefSeq lists its product as uncharacterized. NCBI's taxonomy places the organism in Eukaryota, Metazoa, Mollusca, Cephalopoda, Octopoda, Octopodidae. The record is from RefSeq and is a predicted model, not a curated record. Gene Ontology annotation, cellular component: core mediator complex; mediator complex. Gene Ontology annotation, molecular function: transcription coregulator activity. Gene Ontology annotation, biological process: regulation of transcription by RNA polymerase II.